CUCUUGCUGUGCGUUUGUUCCUCCUCUCUUUUACGUGCUCUACCAUUCUUCUUUUCUUCUUUCGUCUUCUCUCACUUGCUCACACGCGCUUGCUGUCUCUCGUUUCCCCUUCCGCGCUCCUUCUCGCAUCGUCCAGCGCCCCUCAUCCCUCCCCUUUUCUCCGUUCUAUAAGUCUUUUUCUAUCCUUUCAGGUUUGUUCCCCUUAGAGUAAAAAUCGUGUCUUUUUAACAACACGCGAUUCUCUCGAUCCAUAGCGUCGUACGCCGGUUUUCGCCAUCCGCGAAGCGUAACCUCUCUCGCGCCACCGAGAUGGAUCAUUGAAGCCGUCUCUCUCUCUUUCGUCGUGCCUCGUAUUUCGUCGUUCUUGUCGUUGUCAUCGCUAUCGUUCGUGGUCGGUCUCACACGCCACUUUGCUUCGCCGUACGAACUCGUCAUUACUAUGUGGUGGCGACGUAUGCCUUACUCUCGAUAACGGUUGAAUCGCACAGGCGCUCCUUGCGACUAAAGUCCGUCACUAUUUGAUGUCUGCUGGGUCACAAAUUCAGAUGGCACCCCAAACAACCGUAAACUCUGGUCAGACAGUUCAUAGUCAAGACUCGAACAUGAGCACUGGCUCAUCGCAUAGUGAUAAGGAGGUGGAUGCAAACACUCCAGAAAAAGUACCACGGACUACUUCUGAGAGGAAAAGAAAGCGUAAAGCUGACGAUGGAGGUGGAGGUGUCGCAGGUGGCUCUGUAGCUAGUAAAGGCGCUAGAUCAGUUGCUGCUCUUGAUAAUAAGAAGAUCAAUGAGUAUUUUCCAAAGCAUCAUCUGGGUAAUAGUCCUAUUCGGCAUGGUGGAGCCAAGAGUCCCUCCCCUCAACAGGGUUAUCCUAUGUAUCCGCCAUCACCUCAACAGUUACUCUCGCCACAAGUAACAACACCUAAUUCUUCGGUGGCGGAAUUCUCUUCGUUGAUGCAGCCACCAAGACCUCAUCCUCAACCUCCACCACCUCCACCACCAGCUUCGUCGCAACCUGCAGGCUCAAUGGUCAGCAAGCAGGUGCAGGUAAGGCCUACCAACCUCAAUAGGACAAGCCAGGUCAGGCAAGCGAAGACUAACACCCCAAAUACAGAACUUACUUGCCAGAGGAUACAGGAAUUUGAAACCCAAGCCUCUUCAGACUUAGAACUACGUAAUAAUAAAAUUGACGAGUUAAAUAGGACAACGGACGAACUUAGGCAUCAAAUGGCUAAUCAACAGAAAGUGAUUGAGCAGCACAAAUCACAUAUAAAUAAGUGUAUAGACGUUGUAAAGAAGUUAUUAAAAGAAAAAUCAAACAUAGAAAAAAAGGAGGCUAGGCAGAAGUGUAUGCAAAAUAGACUGAGGUUGGGCCAGUUUGUGACGCAAAGGGUAGGCGCGACAUUUCAAGAGAACUGGACUGACGGUUACGCAUUUCACGAGCUUGCGCGACGGCAAGAGGAGAUAGCAACAGAGCGGGAAGAGAUCGACAAGCAGAAGAAGCUGCUGCUCAAGAAGAGGCCGUCAAACAGCGAGACCGGCAGGAAACGUAGUCAACCGCAACCUUCCUUGCAUAACGGCACUGAGGCGACAUUUUUGAAACCAGAUGCAGUACCUGGGUCGUAUACGUGGCAGGAGUAUUAUGAAGCUGAUGAAAUACUUAAGUUGAGGCAAAGCGCGUUGAAAAAGGAAGACGCGGACUUGCAACUAGAAAUGGAAAAACUCGAGAGGGAACGGAAUUUACACAUCAGAGAGUUAAAGCGUAUUCACAACGAGGACCAAUCGAGAUUUAACUCUCAUCCUGUUCUGAAUGAGCGUUACCUCUUAUUAAUGUUAUUAGGAAAAGGCGGUUUCAGUGAAGUGCAUAAGGCAUUUGACUUAAAAGAGCAACGGUACGUGGCUUGUAAGGUGCAUCAAUUAAAUAAAGACUGGAAAGAAGAUAAGAAGGCUAAUUAUAUAAAGCAUGCAUUGCGAGAAUAUAAUAUACACAAAGCAUUGGAUCAUCCUCGAGUCGUAAAAUUGUACGAUGUAUUUGAAAUUGAUGCCAAUUCCUUUUGUACUGUUCUGGAAUAUUGUGAUGGCCAUGAUUUAGAUUUUUACCUCAAGCAGCAUAAGACUAUACCUGAAAGAGAAGCGAGAUCUAUUGUUAUGCAAGUCGUAUCGGCAUUAAAGUACCUCAAUGAAAUAAAACCUCCAGUCAUACAUUAUGACCUGAAGCCAGGUAACAUUUUAUUAACCGAAGGCAACGUGUGCGGUGAAAUAAAAAUCACUGACUUCGGGUUGAGUAAAGUCAUGGAUGAGGAAAAUUAUAAUCCAGAUCACGGAAUGGAUCUAACGUCCCAAGGAGCGGGUACUUAUUGGUAUCUGCCUCCUGAAUGCUUCGUCAUUGGCAAAAAUCCUCCUAAAAUAUCGUCUAAGGUUGACGUAUGGAGCGUAGGAGUUAUAUUUUAUCAAUGUUUAUACGGUAAAAAGCCUUUCGGUCACAAUCAAUCGCAAGCCACCAUUUUAGAGGAGAAUACGAUACUAAAAGCCACUGAAGUCCAGUUCGCGAAUAAACCAACCGUCAGCAACGAAGCAAAGAGUUUCAUAAGAAGUUGCCUAGCGUAUAGGAAGGAGGAGCGUAUAGACGUACUGACACUAGCUAGACAUGAAUACCUGCAACCCCCAGUGCCAAAACAUGGCCGCCAAGCGAACAGCCAGCAGCAGCAACAACAACAACAGAUACAGCAGCAGCAGCAGAGCUCGUUCAAUAUCGGCAUGUUUAGUGGUAUGAAUGCGUCGAGCAGUUCGUAGUGGAGAGGAAGGACUAAGGACAAAAUCCUCGAUAUAUACCAAUACAUGCCAAAUCUUGAGCGCUCGGACUGUGUACACCAUCUCAUCUUAGGGAAAUAACGAUUGCUAUAACCAAUUGUAAAUACUAAAACCGGAUACUAUCAUCGUCACCACUUACCAUCAUCACCACUACUACCACCACCACCACCACUACCACCUAUCACCAUCACCACCACAAUUAUUACCACAUUUACCACGGCCAUCACCACACCAUCACAACUAUACUUACAGGAUCAACUACAUAGGACAUUGCAAGAGAGAUGCGAGACUGGUCACCCGCAAGUCCAGGAGCUUGCGUCUUUCUACAAACCACGCCACAUUAUUCAGCAUGACAAGAAACAAUGUUGUGUUCGUAAAUAUUCAAUUGUAUUAUCGUUCCUUGUAUCAAACAGUGCGAUGACUUGAUAAUAGUGUUUAAAAGAGAGCGAGAGAGAACGAACGAGCGUGUGAACGAGAAAAUAACAUGUGAUAAGUCAUUACGAGAUAAAAGUGACGUCUAGAAUAAGAGGGAAGGGGGGGAAAUAGGAGUAUAUGUGUGAGAGAGAGAAAGAGAGAGAGCAAGUAAAACAAAUAAAACGAAUAAAAUGAAAAUGAAAAUUUUUUUGAUGGAAGUAAAGUCGAUGAGAUAAAAAGAGCAACGAAGAACAGGAGAAAAAAAGAGGAAGAAGUCGAGAAAAGCAAUCGACGCAAUCACUUUCAACAGAGAUGACGUUUCUCUCUCCUGGCGUUUUAGUGUGCGUGAGCGAACGUUAGAGGAUUGUUAAAAUUAGCGUGAGUGUAUAUAUUUAUACUAUAUAUAUAAAUAUAUAUAUAUAUAUAUAAACUAAUAAAUUCGACAUAAUAUAUAUAUAUAUAUAUGGUGUAAAAAGGACAAGCAUUGACAGUGGGAAGCAACUGUGGUGGCUCUAUCCUCGCAUGACCUCCGGCGCCGGUACCGGCAUUCCAUGAAUGCUCGGCCUGUGCAUCAUGUUACUUUAUUCGAAUAUUAACAUUAUUACUUGUAUCAUGAUUAAUAACGGUUAACACACGCGCAUCCAUGCCCACAAAACAUGUACACCGACACGAGUACACGAAGGAGAUUUGAUUGGUUGUUCCUAUUUUGAGACGAGAGUGGGCUUUAUCUAUAAUGCCGGAACGAUAGUCCGAUAGAGAGCGAAGUGAAAAUCGCAUAGAGAGAACGAGAGAGAGCGAGCGCGUGCGUGCGUGCGUGCG
Temnothorax curvispinosus is the source of this 4043-nucleotide messenger RNA. RefSeq names its product serine/threonine-protein kinase tousled-like 2 (gene Tlk). Lineage: Eukaryota; Metazoa; Arthropoda; Insecta; Hymenoptera; Formicidae. The transcript is spliced from 14 exons. Gene Ontology annotation, molecular function: ATP binding; protein serine/threonine kinase activity. Gene Ontology annotation, cellular component: nucleus. The record is from RefSeq and is a predicted model, not a curated record. Gene Ontology annotation, biological process: chromosome segregation; intracellular signal transduction; peptidyl-serine phosphorylation. Bases 522 to 2792 code for a protein of 756 amino acids.